ACGGCACCCGCAGCGGCACCGGGGAGCUGUCAGUGCGCUGAGGCCUCCCCUCCGCCUCCUGCAGGAUCAACUCAUCGAGCGACCUCAUACUGCUUCCUCUCAGGGCCCUUCACCAUCGUCACUGCCCUCCUUUGGACGCUCUAAUAGCUGCUCCAUGUCUUCCUUACAUUGUGGUGCCCAGCACUCGAGGGAAGAAGUUCUGACUAAGAAGCAAACCAAGAAUUUGGAAUAUAAGCGGGAAAUGAGACACCUGUGGUCAUGGGGCGAAAUUACUGGAUGAAAGAGGAACCAAUAAUGCCAGCACUGAACUGGAAACCCUUUAUCUAUGGAGGUUUAGCAUCAAUCACUGCAGAAUGUGGUACUUUCCCCAUUGAUCUUACCAAAACACGUCUCCAGGUUCAAGGUCAAGUUAAUGAUGCCAAAUAUAAAGAGAUUCGCUACCGUGGAAUGGUGCAUGCGCUGGUCAGAAUAUGCAGAGAAGAAGGGUUGAAAGCCUUGUACUCUGGGAUUGCACCUGCAAUGCUACGACAAGCUUCAUAUGGAACUAUAAAAAUAGGCACAUACCAGAGCUUAAAAAGAAUGUUUGUUGAGCAUCCAGAAGAUGAAACCCUCAUGAUGAAUGUUCUGUGUGGCGUUCUUUCUGGAGUAAUCUCAUCAUCUAUUGCCAACCCUACAGAUGUCUUAAAGAUCAGAAUGCAAGCUCAAGGUAGAACAAUUCAAGGAGGAAUGAUGGGCAACUUCAUACAGAUCUACCAAAAUGAAGGCACUAAAGGAUUAUGGAAGGGAGUAUCAUUGACAGCACAGAGAGCUGCUAUUGUUGUUGGAGUAGAGCUGCCAGUAUAUGACCUUACCAAGAAGCACAUAAUUCUGUCUGGACAUAUGGGAGAUACAGUAUAUACUCACUUCCUUUCCAGUUUUCUUUGUGGGUUAGCUGGAGCCCUUGCAUCCAACCCAGUUGAUGUUGUAAGAACACGUAUGAUGAAUCAGAAAAGCCAAAACCAUGGGGGACACUCAGCCUACAAGGGCACUUUGGAUUGCUUGUUACAGACAUGGAAGAAUGAAGGCUUUUUUGCUCUGUAUAAAGGCUUUUGGCCAAACUGGUUAAGACUUGGUCCUUGGAAUAUCAUUUUCUUUCUGACAUAUGAACAGCUGAAGAAAUUGGAUGCCUGACAUGCUGAGCUGUGUACAGAAUUCUGUUCAUGUACUGUCUGAGUUUAGAGCAAUGUGCAAGUUGUCUUGAGUGUUUGCUCUUUAUUGUCUGAGCUGCUGGCGCCAAAGGAAGAGGUCACUGCAAGACUGAAUGAGAAGAACCUGGAAGUGAUUUCAAGGCAAACUGGCUCCUGUAAACCAUGGUUUGUGCACGUGAUUCAGUGGAUGAUGUGCACUGUUUUUCAGACUGAACCAAACACGGUGGAAUACCUUCUGUCAAAUGUUUCAAUGCUCUUGAAUGUAAAGAUCUGCAAUGCAACUUUGUGCAUCUGAGUCUCAAAGCAUAGUGUUUUAUAAGAGUCAAAGACAAGAUUUUUUUCUUUAUUUCCAUAGGUUUCCAUAAAGGAAGGAAAAGAAAAAUAUUUCUGUAAAGGAAAAAAGUAUUUCUGUAAGGGAAGAUAAGCAGAACUGAGGAGUUGGGCUUUUCCUGCUUUCAGAAAUAUAUGCAAUUGAUUGUAAUAGUUUAAAGCUUCCAGUUAACUGGAAGUGUCACAAGACAUCUUUGCUGGCUUUCAGGUUGGCACAAUAACUACUGCAGUGUAAAAUCUGUUUCUGGUUUUGAAGCUUUCCUAUGUUCUAAGUCCUGAGAUGUCUGCAUAAUUUUCUGGGAAUAAUCCAGCUUCAUUAGCAAGUGUGGUUGCUACAGUUGACAGUUUUGCAUAGCUUGAAGAAAAUUUUUUUUUUCUUCCAUGUAUAAUUCUUGAUUUCAGCAUAAGUGCUUCUUAAACAUAUUCAUAUGGAAAUUGCUGGUAGGAAUGAAGUUCAAACAAGUUCAUGCCCAUCUGCUGAUCUUGCAGAGAAACUUCCCAUGCCUCUUCCAUCCUUGGGAAGAAUUAUUGGUUACUGGCUAUUUUACACUGAGCAGUCAGGCUCGCUCAUGUGGGUGCCUAUGUGACAAGAACCUACCCCUCCAAAAGUAAAUCUACUAUAAAGACUGCUUUCCUCCUUUAAAAAGACCCCCAAGUCCAGAACUAGUGAACACUUUCAUAUACCAAAGAUGCUAAAGUUGCUGUUACAUGCAAGGAAACACUUGAUGUAGAAAUCAACCACAGCUUCUAUAAACAUUACCUUUAGGCUUAAAGGUAUAUGAAAACUUUAGGGCUGUUAACUCAACAGUUACAUCAAGCUUCUUAAGUGCUGUUGUUGAAUUCCAGGAAAAAGGAGUAUGUGAGAUGCAAAUUGCAGGACUGAUCUUCUGUGUUUACAGAGGGCAGCAAAGCAGGAUCCAUAGCUUUGGAUUUUUGUGGCCUUGUGUUAAUCUUUUACACAUUUUUCAUAGAAUCAUGCAUUCCACUUAAAGAAGUUUCAUUGAGAUAUCAAAAUUGCUGUAAUCACUUAAAAUUACUAAUUUUGAAUGCACAACUAGAAUUUUUAAAUGCACAAGGCACUUUCUUUCUGAAGGUAAAACAUUUUCUAUAUAUAGGGGUAUGCUGAUGUGCAGUGUUUCCCCUUACAACUGUUUCUGUGCUUUAAUAAAAAAAGUGUAAAUAUUUUUGUAUGCUGUGUAAGUAAAGUAUAUGUUUUUCAAGCCUAUUAAAAGCAUUAAAAUGUAAA
Molecule: messenger RNA, 2763 nt
Organism: Agelaius phoeniceus (red-winged blackbird)
Lineage: Eukaryota; Metazoa; Chordata; Aves; Passeriformes; Icteridae
Source: RefSeq, a predicted model, not a curated record